Rubroshorea leprosula is the source of this 1327-nucleotide messenger RNA. Lineage: Eukaryota; Viridiplantae; Streptophyta; Magnoliopsida; Malvales; Dipterocarpaceae. The record is from the annotation of a GenBank genome assembly.
CGGUUACAUAAGGGUAAUAAAGUUGUUUCUAGAAAGUCAUUGAUUUUAUGGUUCUUGAGAUUAAGCAAUUAAUCAAUUACACUUACCAAAAACUAAAUAAUUAGUAAGAAGAUUUUCGUACGUUGCUAAAAUAAUUAGAACACAUGUCAGAAGACAAAAGUUGAAAUCUACCAACACACUCAAUGAGACACUUGUGGCCCUUUCAUGAGUAAACCCCAAGUUAAAUUUCCUGUCUCUCCAUCAUACACACGUAUACCAUAUAGCUAAAUUUAGAAUACACAUCUGUAUGCUAAUCAAGCGCAGAGUAUGUUACAACUUUUCUAAUUGAAGCAACAGAUAUAAACCACUCAUGCCACACCAAAUGUUGAGGGCGCAAUGGGUCAUAACUGCUGCAACAAACAGAAAGUGAAGAGAGGCCUCUGGUCUCCUGAAGAAGAUGAGAAACUCAUCAGAUACAUAACCACCCAUGGCCAUGGUUCUUGGAGUUCUCUUCCAAGAUUAGCUGGGUUACAGAGGUGUGGUAAGAGUUGCAGACUGAGAUGGAUAAACUAUUUGAGACCGGAUCUCAAAAGGGGUUCCUUUACCGAGCAAGAAGAGAAGAUAAUCAUCGACGUUCAUCGAAUUCUGGGCAAUAGAUGGGCUCAGAUAGCUAAGCACCUGCCAGGGAGGACAGACAACGAGGUGAAGAAUUUUUGGAACUCAUGCAUUAAGAAGAAGCUUAUUGCGCAGGGGAUAGAUCCCCAAACUCAUAACCUCAUUUCCCCAGGCAAAUAUCAGAACUUUAACAACAAUUACACCAAACCUAUGUCCACCUGGAAUUCACAGUCUUUAUCAUCAAUGCAUGAAAUUUCAGUUGCUUCAUCGACCUGUGAAUACCAAAACCCUGAUACCAUUUGGACAACUCAAGAACAAACUCCACAGUCAAUGCCAAUUUCCUUCACUCCAUUCCAUGAACCAUCAUUGUCAGGGUUGGGAGGACAAAGAGAGUACUACUGUUGGGGCAACGAGUGCACAAGAAAUGGAGCAAUAACGCAGGUGAACAUUCAUGAUCGGCAGAAGGCAGUCGCUUGUGAAAAUCCAUUGAUGGAAUUAGGCUCAAGCAGCUUCGAUUUUGAGUUUGUGGAGUCUACACUAAUCACUAAUGGUCUGUGGAGUCUAAACUAAUCACUAAUGCCUAUUGAGUACUUAUGUUAUAAUUAAUUAACUUGCGUGGGACAUUUUCUUUUCUUCUUCUAUGUAUUUUGUAAGUUUUCGAGUUUCUUUGGCCUUCUUAUUCAUUCCUGUUUACUCCCUCCUUAUCAAAUUAUAAUUAAGGCCUUUGAUUUUU